This is a messenger RNA of Malassezia globosa CBS 7966, 1242 nucleotides long. RefSeq lists its product as uncharacterized. The record is from RefSeq and is a predicted model, not a curated record. Bases 1 to 1242 code for a protein of 413 amino acids. The transcript is spliced from 2 exons. Gene Ontology annotation, molecular function: metalloendopeptidase activity. Lineage: Eukaryota; Fungi; Basidiomycota; Malasseziomycetes; Malasseziales; Malasseziaceae. Gene Ontology annotation, cellular component: mitochondrial inner membrane. Gene Ontology annotation, biological process: mitochondrial protein processing; protein quality control for misfolded or incompletely synthesized proteins.
AUGAAACUUGGCGCCAUGCCCAUGCAACGUUAUAUCGCGCGCCAAAUAUGUGGGGUGUGGCGCAUGUAUCAACGACGCGUGUCUCUGUACCCGUAUCACCAGUGUGUACGCUCUUUCUGUCAGUCUGCUUUUGCUCGUCGACAGUAUCCACGGACGCAGGGCCAGCAAUUUGCCGAGCUGCUCCGCCAGCGCAUGGAAGAACAGUUGGGGCGUUCCUCGCCACAGGCUAAACCAUACCCGUACCGACGUGUUGUACGUCGAGGUCAACCUUUUGUACGAACUGAGUAUUCUAAAGCUCGCACUUCUGAUCUCAUUCAUAAUGAGUCGCGCGCAUGGCAAAAUGGGUCCUGGACACAGACACACCCACGUAUUGUGCUUGUGGGCUUGGCUGCAGGUGGGGCUGGUGUAUACUACGUCUUGCAUUUAGAGCAAGUGCCAUCGACGGGACGUUGGCGGUUUAUGGAUGUGUCGCCGAUGCAAGAGUGGAAAAUGGGCGAGGAAGCAUACCAAAGUGUCAUGCGUCAAUACAGUGGGCAGAUCCUGCCCUCUUGGACAUCGGCGAGUACUCAAGUGAAUAGAGUGGCCAAGCGCAUCAUUCGAGCAUGCGAAGCGAUGGAUGCACAACGAGCCGAAGGAGCGCCACCGUCGCAAUGGACCGUGCAUGUGGUUCAUGAGCCUCGUCAAAAAAAUGCAUUCGUGUUGCCAGGCGGGCAUAUAUUUGUAUUCACGGGGAUUUUGCCAGUAUGUGAAAAUGACGCAGGUCUCGCGACGGUUAUGGCUCAUGAAGUUGCGCAUCAAAUUGCACGGCAUUCUGCAGAAAAGAUGGCGGGCUCCAAGAUCUUGAUGGCUGGCGCCUUUGUGUUGAACUUGAUAGGCUUUGAUAUCGGCUUGAGCCAGAUUCUGCUUAACUUGAUGCUGUCUCUUCCGAAUUCGCGCAAGAUCGAGAGCGAGGCAGAUGAAUUAGGCUUGCGCAUCAUGUCGCAGGCAUGUUAUGAUCCGAGGCAAGCUGUCAGGCAACGCAUGAAUGCGGACGAGACUCACGAUGGUCGCCUAGCUGAGUCGGCGAAACAAUUACUAUCGACUCACCCUGUAAAUUCGCAUCGGAUUGCCAAUAUUGAAGCAUGGCUCCCCGACGCCGAACGUAUAUACCAAGCAAAUCAUUGCAGUUCAUCGGUCCAAGCUUUGCAAGCUAUGCAAAGUGUCGGAAGGGGAAAUAACAUUUCUACUUCGGCGUCAGCCUAG